This is a messenger RNA of Didymodactylos carnosus, 2013 nucleotides long. The record is from the annotation of a GenBank genome assembly. Lineage: Eukaryota; Metazoa; Rotifera; Eurotatoria; Philodinida; Philodinidae.
AAUAGAAGGCCACCCUAAAAAGUUUGAUCCGACGGGACACAAGAGAAAGCCAUGCCCUUCUAUUCUGGGGGGGGGUUUACUUAUGAUUAUAACACACUGUACUGUAUAUAUAACAUCCAAACGCUUCUUUUACACAUAUUUGAUGACUAACCCCAGCAGUCUAGAUAUUCUGACUACCUCAGUUUGUAGAGAAUUUCAAGGGCCGUCCAAAAGCAUAGUAUAGAGAAGUGUAUGAUGUUUUGUUUAUGGCGAAAAUCUGGCUAAACGAGUGUUCUGCCGGUGUUUUCGGCACGCUAACGCUUCUUUUAAAUGUCUAUGCAGACUGACUCAACCAAGACGGUCUGGGUAGCUCAGUUUGUAGAGACUUUCAAGGGCUAUCAAUUCAUGGGUUUUUUAUUCUCCGUGAGUGUAAGAAGGAUGAGCGAAGUAGCGUUUACUUAUUCUGUAGGGCUAGUUUGGAGUUUGCCGAAGUGAAUAGUAUUAUUGAGAAAUUAACCGGGUUUUAGUGAGAAAUAUAUCUGAUUCCAUCUGGGAUUGAAUACUGCGAUGUUUUUCAUUGACAGGAAGCCACGUUUAUUCGUAAAGAGAGUGGGCCAAUUUCUAACCUUGUACGUUCCCGUCCUUUGGAAAAUAAACACAUACACAGUUCUCAACCAUUUUAAGCGUAGUAAUUUAUUCAAGUAUUAUUUAUCAUUAGAUACCAUUAAAAAAUACCUGUUAAGGAAAUGAUCCAUUUUUUGUUUCCAAUAGAGGCUAGGGUUCCCCUAAGAGAUUUUUUAUCGAAUAAAACGUUUUCUCGAAUUCGUCUGUUUUUAACCUACUUCUAUUGAUAUCUGACACAAAAUAAGACUAUAUUAUACGAAAAUAAUCAUUUUUUAACUGUUCUUUCAAAAGAAAUGUUGUAAACUGUUUGUUCAAGUACAAUCAAAACGCAAAAUUAUAAGUUCCUACAGUUCAGAACCCGUUUGAUUAAUAAACGGAGAAGGAGUGUAUGGGCGUAAAAUAGAUAGAAUGCUAUGGACCUUGUUGAAGAUUACGAUACCUUUUCAGCAUAAAUGACAAAAAGAUUCCAUUUUUUACAGAAGGCGCUAAAAUUGCAGGAUACAUCCUUGUACACUAUCAGAAAAUUUGAACCACACUGUGAUCUUCAGAAUUCACAGUUUAGCUUGACUACCGUAUCAAAGAUGACAUUUUGCGACAGUAUUGGACUUGGUAUACCGCGUGCUAUCUCUCUCAAUAUCACUAUUCUUUCUUAAACAUGGUAGAGACCGGUGUCGUUUUUGUUUCAAGUUUUUAACUAUUGGCGUUCAUCAGUUUCCCCGAAAACUCAGUUUUUCAUUGUGUCAAAUUAUGAUCCCCGUUAAAUUUCAUUCAUCGAGUUAAAAGUUCUACCAAGCGUACUCAAGAUCAUAUCCCAGCCGUAAUUUUGGAAAAAGUUUUUUAAGACCUUUCUUGGUCGAGUUAUAGGAAAAAUACUGAAAAACGUCUCAAAAACCAACUUUUUCAAUUUUAAAAAUCCUCUGACUCGUAAAGAAAGGUCCAAAAUAAAAUUCCCCCAAAAAUACCUCUGCAGACUGUUAAACUAGAAACUCGCCGAUUUAUUGCCGAUUUUGACUACAUGGGCAUGUAUAACAGAAAUUUCGCGUCUUUCUUUUUACAGUAUUUGACGCACCUACUGAUAAAUACGAUCAAUGGAUUCAGGAACAGGUCAGAGGUGUUCAUGCGGCCGUUGUUGUUGCGCCUGUUGCCUACGAACAGGCCCGUAUUUCAUUAAGAUCUGGAGGAAAAUUAAUCGCUGUGGCAUUAACAGUCGAAAAACUCUCAUUUCCAAUAUUUGAAACAGUUCUGCGUUCAGUUCAAAUUAUCGGUACUGUACUCGGCACAAGACAAGAUAUGAGUAGAGAUGUUAGCCGCCGAUUUUUCGCCGUCGCUGAAAAUAAAACGUCUGCGGAAACUUAUCCACCGCCGCCGACCAUAUCUAGAUGCUAUUUUGCUUCACAGUACAAUAUUUGA